This is a messenger RNA of Eublepharis macularius, 3624 nucleotides long. It is a transcript of the gene LPL, whose product is annotated as lipoprotein lipase. Lineage: Eukaryota; Metazoa; Chordata; Lepidosauria; Squamata; Eublepharidae. Gene Ontology annotation, biological process: lipid metabolic process. The transcript has 10 exons. The record is from RefSeq and is a predicted model, not a curated record. Bases 1 to 1449 code for a protein of 482 amino acids. Gene Ontology annotation, molecular function: lipoprotein lipase activity; apolipoprotein binding.
AUGGGCGGGCGGGCGCUGCUCGCAGCCCUCUGCGUCUGGAGCCACUGCCUCGUCGCCCUGGGGGAAGAGCCCGUCGCCGCCCCAAGAAAUACUGCAGGAAAAAAGAGUGACUUCAGUGGCAUCGAGAGCAAAUUUUCUUUAAGGACCCCUGAACAGCCUUAUGAAGACACUUGCUUCUUAGUUCCUGGGCAAGAAAAUAGCGUGACACAAUGCAACUUCAACCAUACCAGUAAAACCUUUGUGGUGAUCCAUGGAUGGACGGUAACCGGCAUGUAUGAGAGCUGGGUUUCCAAGCUAGUGAAGGCGCUGUAUAAAAGGGAGCCGGAUUCUAACGUCAUUGUUGUUGACUGGCUAGUUCGAGCAAGCCAACAUUAUACAAUAUCGGCUAGUAACACAGAACUGGUGGGGAAGGAUGUUGCCAAGUUUGUUGACUGGAUGGAGGAGCAGUUCGGCUACUCCCUGAACAACGUCCACUUGCUGGGAUACAGCCUCGGUGCCCACGCUGCUGGUAUUGCUGGAAAACUGACCAAUAGGAAGAUCAGCAGAAUUACUGGUUUAGAUCCUGCUGGGCCUAACUUUGAGUACGCCAAUGAAACCAGACGCCUUUCCCCAGAUGAUGCCAUCUUUGUAGAUGUCUUGCACACUUACACCAGGGGGUCCCCGGACCGCAGCAUCGGCAUACAGAAACCUGUGGGGCACAUUGACAUCUACCCUAAUGGUGGCAGCUUCCAACCAGGUUGUAAUCUAGGAGAGACGCUGCUUUUGAUUGCGGAAAAAGGGUUUCAAGGGUUUCAAGAGGCUGACCAGUUGGUCAAAUGCUCUCAUGAACGCUCCAUCCACCUCUUCAUCGAUUCCCUCCUGUAUGAAGAAAAACCGAUUAUGGCUUACCGCUGCAAGUCUAAAGAAGCAUUUGAAAUGGGGCUCUGCUUAAGCUGUAGGAAGAACCGUUGUAACAAUCUGGGCUACAAAGUCAAUAAAGUGAGAACCAAGAGGUCCACCAAAAUGUACCUGAAGACGCGGGCCAAGGCACCUUAUAAAGUCUUUCAUUACCAAGUGAAGAUCCAUUUUUUUGCUAAGAAAAACAUGACGGAGACAAACCAGCCCUUCCUUAUCUCUCUCUUUGGCACUGAGGAGGAAAGCAAGGACAUUCCAGUCACAUUGCCGGAGAUCUCCACAAACAAAACCUUUUCCUUUCUGGUAUACACUGCGGUGGAUAUUGGAGACCUACUCAUUGUCACAAUGAAAUGGGAAAAAGAGUCUAUUUUUAACCUGAAAUAUUGGUGGAACACCCCUGAAUUUUCUAUCCAGAGGAUCAGAGUCAAGUCUGGAGAAACUCAGAAAAAGUUGGUGUUCUGCUCCCGAGAUGGAAUCUCUUAUCUCAGGAAAGGGCGAGGAGCUGCAGAAUUCGUGAGAUGCCUUGGGAAAAAUGCAGCCAAAGAAAAUUCAUGAGGGCCAGCCCAAUCAUGAAAGAAAAAUCAGCGCUUGAGUUCUCUGAAGAAGAAAAAGCGAGUAAAGAAGAUAGCUCUGUAGGGGUGGGAGACCUCAGCACGGUGGCUGUUAAACACAGAAUGUAUUGAGACAUUUAUCAGCACUCUGUGAGACUGUCAGCAUUCUAAGUUACUUUUGUUCUUCAGCUCACAGCUCAUGUGACUAGUUACUUCACAGAAUCUACGUGGCAAUAUGCCUUCAUCUGGAUAUCUCAUUGAAAGUAUUGCAUCCCUUGUUCAAAAGUGCCUCUGACGUCUUCUUGAUCCAGUACUGAAAUUCAUGCGGAAGAAUUCUGCUCCUACAUGUGGAUUUUCUUAUCUGGAACUAGUGGGUGGUUCUUUUUGCGCACACAAAGCCCCUCAUUGCUUAAACAAGAAGCCUCUCCCAAACAAGGACAGAUGUGGCAGUGGGAACUAAUUUUGUUUCUAAUGUUAUCUUGUAAUAAAAACGUCUUGGUUUUUAUAAAGUGUUAAAAAUCCAUAGAAUUUAUUUAAAAAUUACAUAUUUGGACACUUGUCUGGAUCAUGUUUAAUUUGACUAGAGCUCUAAAACAUUAUCCCAUCAGACAGUUCUGUUAUCGGGGAACAUCCUGUUCAGCUGAUUGAUGAGUGUUUAAAUCCUUUGAUGUCUGAAGUUCAAUGGCUUCUGUGAAAUCGAUUAAGGGGAUGGAGAAGCCCAACUAUGUCAUAAUCGUGCUUCUGUACCAUGAGGCUCUGGGCAAGAAUCUAAAACAGGGCAGAAUAAAUGGAGAGAGUGAAUGCGAGUGGACUUUGAAAGAGUCCAGGUUCAAUUUCACUCAACACCCCCCAUCACACGUAUCUGUACUCUUUAUAUGGCAAUAAAUUAUUCACUCAUAGUUCAUUUAUAUAAAAGCACAUGCAAUUACUGCAGUGUUUUAUCAGUUAAAAGGAGCAAGGAACAGCAGUCUGUAAAGACUACAGAAACAGUAUUACCAUUACCAGUUUUAGUGGGAACUCAUACAAACGACCACAUAGUCUCUGGACUGCUAUCACACUUACCUUCAGUAUUACUUCCUUCACCUCCCAGCAGACAGCACUCCUGUUUGAUGCUGGUAUUCCUAAUUUUGAGAAUUCAAUUCAUAUCUGUUGGUCAGCAAUGAGAAAAAUGUCAGAACCUGAAAUCACAUUGUUUGUAGUAAUGCCAGUGUCAGUAGAAUGUACAUUUAUUCAGAAUACGUGGAAACAUAAUAUCGUCGAAUUAGAAAGUUAUGAACACAAGCAAGAGGCUCAAAACUGGUCUUGCAAGAAAAAGUUCUUGUUGACAUUCUGAAAAUAAUUCCCUAGUCUUCAUUUAAAACAAAGAAGCAAACUUACAGUUGCUAACAAAGUCAAUACAAGGUCUAUACUUAAGCACUGGAAGGUAUAUUGUUGUGUGAAAGCAUCCAGAUUAUAAGACAGGUAUGCCGCUAUUAAUUUUUGAUUAUAAUAGCCUAUUUGAUGAAUUAUUUAGUUAAUUCGUUUUGAAGUCUGUCAACAGCUUUAGCAAAAAGUAGUCACAAUUUAUUUGAUUGUGUAGGCAUAGAAAAAUACAACCUUUACAAUAAGGGUACUGCAGUCAAUAAAUGGAAGGGGCACCCUUCAAGUGAAAGAAAUGGACAGUAAUUAAGGAUCCUUAAAACAUCUCCCUACUAUGUUUUAGACAGGAUAAAUUUAAAGUUUGAUAGCUAUGCACUGAAAGAGAGAACUACAGUUUUUUUGUAAAAUGUCUGACUUACUACCUGUUCCCUGAAGUUCUCAUUUUAAAAUAAGAUGUGUUAUAAAGUGUGUAUUUUAUUUACAGAAUCAAAUAUAAACAUCACCUGAUAACCUAAUAGUAAUGGAUUUUUUAUAUGUGAGAACAAAUAGCAGGUUUUAAAUAUUACUAUUUAUUACUUGUAAAAUACAUUUAUGUAUAUGUGUAAAGGGUAGUUUGUAUAUAUUGCUGAAGUUAUCAGUUAUAUGCAUUUAUACAGUUAUGUGGCAUAACUUUUGUAAAUAGCUUUCAAAGUAAGAAAUUAUCAAUGAUUUAUGAAAUCUACGGCUAUGGUAUACUGUUUCCCCCCCUAAGACAUUUCUCCAUUUUAUACUAUUUUGAAAUCUGCCAGUUUAAUAAAACCAAUAAGAUAAAGAGGAGUAA